AGGUGAGCCUCUUUCCUCGGGUCCCCGCAGCCCCCCCACUCCCACCCCCCCACCUCCAACAUGGCGGCUCCGCUGAGCGACCACGAGAAGCGGAAACAGAUCAGCGUCCGCGGCAUCGCGGGUCUCGGAGACGUCGCGGAGAUCAAGCGAAGCUUCAACCGACAUCUGCACUUCACGCUGGUCAAAGACCGGAACGUGGCCACCCCACGCGACUACUUCUUCGCGCUGGCCCACACCGUCCGGGACCAGGUCGUCGGCCGCUGGAUCCGGACGCAGCAGUACUACUAUGAGAAGGACCCGAAGAGGGUCUACUACCUGUCCCUGGAGUUCUACAUGGGUCGGGCUCUGCAGAACACCAUGAUCAACCUGGGCCUGCAGAACGCCUGCGACGAAGCUCUGUACCAGCUGGGCCUGGACAUCGAGGAGCUGGAGGAGAUCGAGGAGGAUGCCGGACUGGGAAACGGCGGACUGGGAAGACUGGCGGCGUGUUUCCUGGACUCCAUGGCGACCCUCGGCCUCGCCGCCUACGGUUACGGGAUCCGCUACGAGUUUGGCAUUUUCAACCAGAAGAUCCGUGAUGGCUGGCAGGUAGAGGAGGCAGACGAUUGGCUGCGGUACGGGAACCCUUGGGAGAAGGCGCGGCCGGAGUACAUGCUGCCGGUUCAUUUCUACGGCCGAGUGGAGAACGUGGAGAACCGGAUGAAGUGGACCGACACUCAGGUGGUGCUGGCGAUGCCCUACGACACUCCGGUUCCUGGUUACCAUAACAACACGGUGAACACCAUGAGGCUGUGGUCGGCCAAGGCUCCCAAUGACUUCAGCCUGCAGAACUUUAAUGUUGGCGAUUACAUCCAGGCCGUCCUGGACAGGAACCUGGCUGAGAACAUCUCCAGAGUCCUGUACCCCAACGACAACUUCUUUGAGGGAAAGGAGCUGCGCCUGAAGCAGGAGUACUUCGUGGUCGCCGCCACCCUGCAGGACAUCAUCCGCAGGUUCAAGUCCUCCAAGUUCGGCUGCAGGGAUCCGGUCCGAACUUCCUUUGACACGUUUCCUGAAAAGGUGGCGAUCCAGCUGAACGACACCCACCCGGCUCUGGCCAUCCCGGAGCUGAUGAGGAUCCUGGUGGACAUAGAGAAGCUGGACUGGGACAAGGCCUGGGACAUCACGCGUCGGACCUGCGCCUACACCAACCACACGGUUCUGCCUGAGGCCUUGGAGCGCUGGCCGGUCCAGAUGUUCGAGCGGCUGCUGCCUCGCCAUCUGCUCAUCAUCUACGAGAUCAACCGGAGACACCUGGACCUGAUCGCGGCCAUGUUCCCUGGAGACGUGGAGCGUCUGCGGCGGAUGUCUCUGAUCGAGGAAGGAGACCCGAAGAGGAUCAACAUGGCUCACCUGUGCGUGGUGGGAUCCCACGCCGUCAACGGAGUGGCUCAGAUCCACACGGACAUCGUGAAGACCAGCGUGUUCAGAGACUUCCACCAGGUGGAUCCUGAGAAGUUCCAGAACAAAACUAACGGCAUCACUCCGCGGCGUUGGCUGCUCCUGUGCAACCCGGGCCUGGCUGACAUCAUCGCUGAGAGGAUUGGAGAGGACUUCCUCACAGACCUGUCCCAGCUCAAGAACCUCCUGCACUUCCUGGACGACGAGUCCUUCAUCAGAGACGUGGCCAAAGUCAAACAGGAGAACAAGCUGAAGUUCUCCUCGUUCCUCCAGAAGCGCCACCAGCUGAAGAUCAACCCAGAGUCCAUCUUUGACGUCCAGGUCAAACGGAUCCAUGAGUACAAACGGCAGCUGCUCAACUGUCUCCACGUCAUCACGCUCUACAACCGAAUCAAGCUCCAUCCGGACCGAGCGUUCGUUCCCAGGACGGUGAUCAUCGGAGGGAAGGCGGCUCCUGGGUACCACAUGGCCAAGAUGAUCAUCAAGCUGAUCACUGCGGUGGGCGAGGUGGUCAAUAACGACCCGGCGGUGGGAGACAAGCUGAAGCUGAUCUUCUUGGAGAACUACAGGGUGUCUCUGGCAGAGCGAGUGAUCCCCGCUGCUGACCUGUCGGAGCAGAUCUCCACCGCUGGAACCGAAGCAUCAGGAACAGGAAACAUGAAGUUCAUGCUGAACGGCGCCCUGACCAUCGGCACCAUGGACGGCGCCAACGUGGAGAUGGCGCAGGAGGCCGGCGAGGAGAACCUCUUCAUCUUCGGGAUGAGGGUGGAGGACGUGAAGGAGCUGGACCGGAGAGGCUACGACGCCUCAGAGUUCUACAACCGUCUGCCGGAGCUGAAACUGGCGGUGGACCAGAUCCGGACCGGGUUCUUCAGUCCAGCAGAACCAGAACUGUUCCAUGGAGUGAUGGAGAUGCUGCUGCACCACGACAGGUUCAAGGUGUUUGCCGACUAUGAGUCCUACCUGAGGAGUCAGCAGAAAGUGGAGCGGUUCUACAUGAACCCCAGAGAAUGGACCCGGAUGGUGAUCAGGAACAUCGCCGCCUCGGGGAAGUUCUCCAGCGACAGAACCAUCUCCCAGUACGCCCGGGAGAUCUGGGGCGUAGAACCGUCAGCCUUUAAGAUCCCGCCCCCCAACCAGCCGCCUGUCGGGUCUCAGAACUGAAGAACCGGGCCCGGGUUGUUCUGCAAGGACCCGGACCUCUGGUUCCGGAAACAGUUUUAGGGAUCAGGCAGCUUCAGCAGGACCGUGGGUUUGAUCCAGACCAGGAGGUUCUGAUCCUUUCAGAACCGGGUCAGCCUGCAGAAUAAGAGAAAAGGUUCUGAUCCAGUUUGAAUAAAAGUUUUUUUGUUGUUGUUUGUAGAAAGUUUUUAGCUUCUAUUCUGUGGAAGCAGAACUUCUGUCGGGUCCGAUGGGCUCUCCGGUUCCAGAACCGGUCCGUUUCAUGAAGCUGAUGUCCUCAGACCCGCUUCCAUCAGAACCUUCCAGAACAUUUUGGACUCCUCCAGGACCCUGCUGUCCAAUCAGAACCCAGAGCAGGUUCUGGAUCUGAUGGUGGUUGAGCUCAGACACCAGGUCAGUCCAAUCAGGUCUGAUCUUGGAUCAGAACCGUUCCGUCUCCAGACCAGAACCUUCAGAAAUCCUCUUUAAUACUUUGGUUGAAUUUUUUUAAACGUUGGUUUUAAAGAAAUAAAUAAAUGAGAUUCCUCCAUUUCU
Messenger RNA from Cyprinodon variegatus (sheepshead minnow), 3156 nucleotides. It is a transcript of the gene pygb, whose product is annotated as phosphorylase, glycogen; brain. Gene Ontology annotation, cellular component: cytoplasm. The record is from RefSeq and is a predicted model, not a curated record. Bases 61 to 2604 code for a protein of 847 amino acids. The transcript is spliced from 20 exons. Gene Ontology annotation, biological process: glycogen catabolic process. Lineage: Eukaryota; Metazoa; Chordata; Actinopteri; Cyprinodontiformes; Cyprinodontidae. Gene Ontology annotation, molecular function: pyridoxal phosphate binding; glycogen phosphorylase activity.